Messenger RNA from Nematostella vectensis (starlet sea anemone), 2302 nucleotides. RefSeq names its product tyramine receptor 1. Gene Ontology annotation, molecular function: G protein-coupled serotonin receptor activity; neurotransmitter receptor activity. The record is from RefSeq and is a predicted model, not a curated record. The transcript has 2 exons. Bases 395 to 1519 code for a protein of 374 amino acids. Gene Ontology annotation, cellular component: dendrite; membrane. Gene Ontology annotation, biological process: chemical synaptic transmission; G protein-coupled receptor signaling pathway, coupled to cyclic nucleotide second messenger. Lineage: Eukaryota; Metazoa; Cnidaria; Anthozoa; Actiniaria; Edwardsiidae.
UCUAGCCGGAUGCCAAUUGGAGAACCUCAUUGAUUUCUUAAGCCCGAUAACAAUUUAUUUGGUUUGGACGCACAAUUUGAAUUUGCAAGUAAUUUGUUUGAACAAGGAAUGCAUGGGACAAUCUGCGCCACAAGUGCAAAGCGAUCGAGAGGUGAGCGCCUCAAGCACAGUCGCAUCGAAAACGGUUUUGCACUUUGUGACGUCAUAUAACGAGCGGAGAAACAAACAACUGGGGUAUUGUUGGCACGGAAGUCUAAGAGGAGAUCGAAGCUGUCGAACUCAAGGGCAAUAAACUGCCAUAACAACCUCAGAUCUUUCUAGCAAAAAAGCGUGGCUAGAGAGAGUGAUAUAGUGAUAUUACCGCGCGAACUGCGAGUUUGCGCCACACUAUACCAUGAGCAACCUGUCGUCGGUUCAAUUUGCGGCGACGAACGCAAAUUCCGCGAACUCGACAGAAUACAGCGACGACUACCUCAGCAGUACCUUGCCUUUCUUGAUCACUCUGUUCUUGCUAAUCGUCGCUACCCUUCUCAGUAACUCGUUCGUGUUCUUCGCCGUGUAUUCUUUCCGUGAGUUACGUACCGUGACGAACAGUUUCGUGAUCUCGCUCGCGAGCGCUGACGUGUCUGUGGCGCUGCUAGCUAUGCCGGCAUGGAUGGUUACUAACGUGAUUCAACACCGACCUGGGACUUAUGAGGCGUACGCUUUCGACUUGGGCACAAGAUGGAUUGACAUCUUUUGCUGCUCCGCGUCGAUUUUUAACGCGACUCUGGUCUCGUUUGAUCGAUACCUAGCCAUUAACAAGCCACUGCACUACCGAGUGGUUGUUACUAAAUACCGCGCGUACAAAGCUAUAGCGGCGACCUGGGGGGCCGCCAUGAUUGUCACCGCAAUUUCCUUCAUCCAGUAUCGGGACAACGCGUCGACGUAUGGCUGGGCGAUCUUCAUGUUUAUAACCAUCCUGUGUAUACCACUAAGUGUCAUGGGCUUUGCGUACUUUAGUAUAUACCAGGCGGCGAUAGCUCAGCUCACUAAGAUGGCCUCAAUGCGCCUAAGCACCCCUCUUGGUCGCGCCAAUAGCGUGAAUAAGGCGGCGAGCGCGAACGCCAGACGCAAAAGAUUUUACCAAGAACUGCGGAUUACAAAGACAUUAGCGUUAAUCGUGUCUCUUUUUGUGGUGGCUUGGGCGCCGUAUCUAGUGAUGGUGAUGGUGGAAACAUUUGACUUAACAGUUGUCGUACCUCGGCCUUUGUCAGACAUCAUACUGUGGCUACCACACAUCAACUCCUGCGUCAAUCCAUGGAUCUACACAGGGAUAAACAAGGAUUUUAGAAAGGCCUUCAAGACGCUAUUUUGUGGCAGUGAUGGGAUCUGUAAUUACUGGCAAAGGCAGAGGGGAAUUGGACAAAGGCAGAGCUCGUUUUCUGCAGAGGACUCGACUCUUGUCAGGCGAAGCCGCACAGUUCCUACCACAUCUUCGACAGAGAACGCGCGCGAGUGGAACUGCACUUCAAUCUAACACAAACACAAUUCCGGAAUAGUAUUGCACGUAUAGAAUAGCUUAAUAAUAAAACAAGUACGAAUCCCUUUUUAUUAUCGCACGAUUGUCUUUUUUUAUCUUUACAUCAAGUAACCAUUCAUGGCUGAAAAAAGCUUAGUUUCUUCGAGUGAAUAAAACCUUAAAUUUCAAUUUAAAUUCCAAUUGAAAAUGCUAAAAAAAUCCAUAUUUUUCUUAUCGAAACUCAUCCACGCCGCAGGGAGCAUAGCUAGCAUAAACAGCGCUGCUUCAGAGCCUUUUCAAAACUGCGGAUAUAAAAUGCUUAAAAGGGAAAAUACUAUAGCCGAGACGAAUAAUACUCCAGCAUUGUAUAGCUUUAUUUGUUUUAAUAUCGGUUGCUAGCUUGCAACGUUCAGCUGUGCGCGCUCCGAAAUGCCCUCAUGGUGGUACGAAGCGCGCCAAAUAGAUCCGGUGAACUGCUGAUCUAUACCGGCAACAACACUCUGACAGUUGUUGAGCUGAACAGCGUGCUUAGAGGAUUGCGUGCUGCCUUCCUCUUCACUGAUCAAAAUAACCAGAAAAGCUGAACAAAUCUCAAUAUUGUUCCCUGGGCUAUGUGGCGGGCUUAUCUCGGGGUGCAUAGUGCUCGAGGAUAUAUUAAGGCAAGAGAGUAGAGGCUAUUAUCUCGUAAACUUAAAUCAAAUCAAUCGAGCCUUCUCCGCAGAGGAAAGCGAUAAUAGAUGACCGUCUUAUCAGAUGAAUACAAAUGAAUCUUGCAACCAAAUGAAACAGCAAAUGAAUUGA